AUGAAGACGGAAAAUUCUGAAUUGUGGCUGUUGCCCAACCUACAUGAAUUACGGACAGAGUGCCAGGCUGGCACUUUGAAUGUCAUAACUAAGUGCUCUGCUAAACAGUUCAGUAGUUGUAAGCGCAUUGGUGUAUUUGUAGUAAUAAAAUUCUCAGAUAAACAACCAGAAUUAUCAGAGGUGGUUAAAGAGGUUGCUCGACAUUACCAGGAGCAAGAGAUAGUGACAGGAAAGAAUCUGAAGCUUCUGAAACAGCUUGAGCUUCAGGUUUCUGAGCUUGAAAAAGAAAAACAGUCACUUUUGCUUGAGUGUCAAGCAACCGAAAAACAAAUUUGCACAGUAGAGAAUGACAUUUUACAGACACAAAAAUUUUUGAGAAGUCUGGAAAAAGAAACACAUGCCAUUUUUAUGGAAAAUGUUAAGUGUCAACUUACAAUAGAACAAGAGGAAGAAAAAUUUCAGAUACUUUUGGAAGAAUUUAAUACAUACAGAAAUAAAAUGGAAUCCUACAAAGAAGAUAUAUCAAAAGAAGAAGGAAGCUUUUCAACAAGAAAAGAGCUAAUGGAGAAAAAAGAAAUGGUUAAAAAUCUAAAAGCAAAAAAGGAGGCACUAAGAAUUGAUCUUCAAAAUCCUGACGGAAGUCUAGUCAGAUCACUACAGGAAGAGCUUUUUAAUUUAAAGACAAAAAUUGAUGAUGCAAAUGGUGCUAUCAGUGAUUUAAAUUCACAGCUGAUAAAAGAAGAGGAAAUUCAACUCCAGUUAAAGAAAGAAAUUGAGAUGCUAAACAGGAGAUCAGAAGCAAUUAUCAGGCGCCUGCAUUGUCAGCUUAAUAAGGCACAAGCUAAUAAAAGGUUACAGCGUUGGAAUAUCGAACAGUUGCAAAAAAAAUUAGUUUAUCUCAGAAAAUGUCUUGGAAGUACAAAAUAAAUAAAAAUUAUUUUAAUUUUUAUUGUAAAGCUGUAUAGUCAUUUGUUCCUUAUUUUGUUUUAAUU
This is a messenger RNA of Erpetoichthys calabaricus (reedfish), 992 nucleotides long. Its product is annotated as coiled-coil domain-containing protein 122-like. NCBI's taxonomy places the organism in Eukaryota, Metazoa, Chordata, Cladistia, Polypteriformes, Polypteridae. The coding region runs from base 1 to 927 and encodes 308 amino acids. The transcript is spliced from 5 exons. The record is from RefSeq and is a predicted model, not a curated record.